This is a messenger RNA of Aplysia californica (California sea hare), 2200 nucleotides long. RefSeq names its product microtubule-associated proteins 1A/1B light chain 3A. Gene Ontology annotation, molecular function: ubiquitin protein ligase binding. Gene Ontology annotation, cellular component: autophagosome; autophagosome membrane; cytosol. Gene Ontology annotation, biological process: macroautophagy; cellular response to nitrogen starvation; autophagosome assembly. The transcript has 4 exons. Lineage: Eukaryota; Metazoa; Mollusca; Gastropoda; Aplysiida; Aplysiidae. The record is from RefSeq and is a predicted model, not a curated record. The coding region runs from base 432 to 848 and encodes 138 amino acids.
UGGCUUUACACUUUACGUCUUACUAGGCCUAGGCAUAGAGCCUUUCAUUCGGCAGCAGGCCGUCACACUCUUUUUAUCUUGGAUUACAAGGGUGGUUCUGAAAACAGAGCAAAAGUGCGAUAUAAAAUUACAGAAAGUUUUUCUCUCCAUUUAUUUAUUAAAUAAUUAGAGUAUACCCCAAAGAGGUUAUAAAUGUAAAUAUAAUGUCCUUGAUAUACCCCAACGUAUUUACAAUGGCAUUUUCAUUAACUUUAUUUUUCAAUUGCCUCGUAGACUUAAAUUAUGCCAAACUGGCAAACUUCAGUGACAUAAUGACCUAAAUUUAGCUAUUUCUUCACAAAACAUCCGGUUGCCUCAGUCAACAAUCAAAACAUCAAAUUUUGUAGACGGUUUUACUGUUAAAAUUUUACCUUUAAGUCUCAGAUAAUUCGAUGAUGGGUCUUACUGAGAAUACAGCAGAUGAACCCUCAACAUCGAGACUUACGUUCAAGGAAAGGAGAACUUUUUCUGAGAGGAGAAAAGAUGUAGAAGCUGUCAGAAGCGUACAUACAAACAAGAUUCCAGUGAUCAUAGAACGCUAUGGCAAUGAAAAAUCUCUCCCGAUGAUGGACAAGAGCAAAUUUCUGAUUCCUGAUAAUCUCAACAUGAGUGACAUUGUGAAAAUCAUUCGUCGCCGACUGCAGCUGUCACCGACCCAGGCCUUCUAUCUCCUGGUGAACGACCGCAGCAUGGUGAGCAACACGGCGUCUGUGGUGGAGGUGUACGAGAGAGAGAAGGACGAGGACGGCUUCUUGUACAUCGUGUACGCUUCCCAGGAGACAUUUGGUGGCGGGAACAGCACCAUGUAACUGGAGCUGAGCCUGCCUGCAGCAGAUUACACUAAAUGCCUUUCAUUUUCCCUCCCCCCACCCCCCCCCCCCCCCCGUCACCUCACCCACCCCUCCCUCGUCAAAAGUAAUUUGGUGGUUGUCUUCUAAUUCAAAUCAGAGUAGAAUGGAUGUAUGUGUACUUUGCUUGCCUUAUUUGGGUUUUUAAGUUUUUAAUCGAUCAGUGUCAAAUGAUGAUUCUGGCUGGGUUUUUUGUGGGAUUUUUUUCUACAAUGAUGCUUAUUAUCUGAGGUUAAGCACUGACUUACAGUUUUGUAUGCGAUAUGCUGACUUUUGUUGAUCCUAGAGAGGGCAUAGACUCCUUUUGUUUCUCCUUUCACUUUUGCUGUCUUGACCUUUCUGCUACUAAUGUCUUUCCGUCUGCCUUGAAGCAGAGAUUUUCCCCUUUCCUCCUGCAAACUCAGGUGUUUGUUCCUAAAGAUUGGUCAUGUUCAGUAACUUGAUACGGUUAAACCCAAGUUUUUAAUGGAACGGGAAGAGACGGGAUUUUGAAAAGGAAAAAAAGAUAAGCUACUGAAUGAAAUUGACUUUGCUAAAAAAUGUGCCUGGUAUAGUUCCCCUCGGGCUGAAGAUAUAUUCCAUGAAAUGUGAUUUAAGUGGAGAAAGUAAUACUUGUGAAAUUUGUCCUAUUUUUUUAAGCAAGCUUGAAGAAUUGUGCCCCCGCUUGAAAUUUACGCCAAAUGAUUUUCAUUUUUUUUUUUUAAACAAAAAAACUUUAAAAAUUUACAUGGAAUUUAAAAAAACCUCGAGUCAGAUAAAUCUUUAUUGUCCCGAUACUGGCUCACUGUAAUUUGUUUUUGACAUUUCACCACACUCACACACGCAGAUACACAUGCGUGGGCACACGCACAGUCACCCACACUCACAAACUCUAUCAACUCCUCCUUUCCGCAUGCGUCUGAAAUGUCUUAUAGAAAAGUAAAUUAGAGGAGUAUUAUGGCCCUCUUCGCACAUGAAAAUUUUCCUCUGAAAAAUGAAAAACAGUCUACCAGACAUUGUCUUACGAUAAAAACAAGCGCUUGUGAUGAGUGCUUUGUUUCUUUUAGGGGGGGGGGGAGCUUUUCUCCUUUUUUCUUUUUUUAUGACUUUUUUGUGCCACUGACAGGCUGCAAAUGAGUGGUUGACGGGUGUUCUGGUGUGAUUUGCUCCUUGUUUCCUUUCGUACAUUCGUCUUCCUUAUCUCCUUUACUUUGUACAUUACUUUUUAAUUCUAAUAACAGCUCUAAUCUUUGGCACUUAUAUGACCCAUUUGUGUUGCAAGUGCUGUAAAGCUUUUACUAAAACUUUUAUUUUAAGGAAAAAAAACCAAAAAA